Messenger RNA from Morone saxatilis (striped sea-bass), 746 nucleotides. Its product is annotated as ladderlectin-like. The transcript is spliced from 8 exons. The record is from RefSeq and is a predicted model, not a curated record. Lineage: Eukaryota; Metazoa; Chordata; Actinopteri; Moronidae. Gene Ontology annotation, molecular function: signaling receptor activity. The coding region runs from base 113 to 628 and encodes 171 amino acids.
GAGGGAUGACAACAUAAGUAGCUGUAUAUAAGAGCUGGUGUCUCUUCUAUUCAGUGCUUCCAAGCUGAAGUGAAGGCGAGACAAAGGUAAUCAUCAUCUCAUCCAUUCCACCAUGAAGAUUCUGACUGUGUCUGCACUUGUUUGUGCCGUGAUGGCUCUGACUGCUGCUCUUCCACAGGCAUCACCACAGAGUGAUGAAACAGUCAAGAGUCACCUGGUCAAGAGGUCAACAUCCUGUACCGGUAGAUGGUCUGAGUUCAACGGUCGCUGUUUCCACUACGUUCCAAGACCCAUGACUUGGGCCAAAGCUGAGAGAAACUGUCUGUCCAUGGGUGGAAACCUUGCAUCUGUACACAGCAUUCAGGAGUACCAUGAGAUUCAGCGGCUGAUAAUGAGCGCCAGUUAUGAGCAUAAAAUAACUUGGAUCGGAGGCUCUGACGCACAAGAGGAGAAGCAGUGGUUCUGGAGCGAUGGUACACCUUUCAACUACAUGAACUGGUGUGCUGGAGAGCCUAAUAACCUGGGUGGCAGGCAGAGUUGCUUGCAAAUGAAUCAUGGAGCUGAAAAGUGCUGGGAUGACGUACAGUGCUCCUAUAAAAGACCAUUUGUCUGUGCCAAGAAAAUCUGAGGAUUCCUGUGCUGACACAGAGGCAUGAAGGCAUCUGUACCAUCAGUCUCACAUCGAGCUGACUUUUCUUUAUCUACCUUCAUAUCUUUAUCGCUGUAACGCUGUUUAAGGAACGAAG